CUUAUAUGUAGUGUUCAGGCUUCUUAUCUGAUCUAUGUUGAAGUUCUCGAGUUGUCAACGGUUGACUCCUCAUCAAACGCGUUAAAGACGUCAGACAGCACCACGUGUCUUCUUCAAACAAGGCCUCAUUGUAGCAUUACCAAAUUGACUCCUCAACAAACGCGUUAAAGACAUCAGACAACACCACAUGUCUUCUUCAAACAAGGUUUUUGUCGACAUAAACAGAUUAGAGAAUCCAUCUGUACAAUUAUAAAUUAUGGAAUUUAUUUACACUGGCAGAUCAAAUAUUGGCAAAAAUACAGUACAACAGCCUAUCAAAUUCCAAGCAAAGAAGUAACGACACACGCAUUUUACACAUGAUGACUGCUAAAUCAAUUAGUGGAAUAUGCUGUGAAUGGGGAAAUUGUCUCAAAUUUUCUCGUGCUGAGACAUUGACAUUAAAAUCAAUAAGUAAAGUGGAAAUAUUUGACCACUUGCUAGAACAUCGUGCAAUCUCAGUGAUCAAGGAAGAUUGAAUGGAAUUUAGUUUACAUAACGUCGCGUCGUGUAAAUAACACAAAUAUCCUUAUUAAAUCAAACUGCGUGAUAAUCCAUGUCAAAUUCCCAUGAGUAAAUUUUCUCAAUUCAUAAUAAUAUAGAUCAUUACGUUAGAAGUGAUCCCAUGGCGUUGAUAUCUAUCAAUUGAGAAAACGCAAGUGGCGAUGAAUUAGGCAGCGUAUUUGUCCUUGUGGAUGUUUGUUCACACAUUAUAUUCUCGACAAGAAUGUAAAUUGAGAAUCAUCAGCACUGUAAACUCGCUAUUGGUAUGUAAUUAUAAUAAUUUGCGCAUAGCCCUGCACUAUUAAUGUUUUUUGAUUUUUUCGUUAAUUGUGUACAAAGUGUAAGGUAGUUUGUGUUGCUUCGUGUGAGUUGAACAAGAUGUUUCUGUUGGUGAUGUUAUCUAUUUUUGUCAGAACACAAUCAAUAUCUCGACAAGAAAGAGCAUUUUUUGUGGGAAGAGCUUUGAAAGUGGUACCUGCUGGUGGUUACUUUCGGCAAAAUGAACAAGUUACAUUGUCAUGUAAUAGUACAGACGAACAUCAUCAGCCUUUUCCUGUUAUUUGGUUCAAGAAUAAUUUAAUUAUUGCCUCAAAUGGAUCUAAUGUCAUCAUUGAUGAUUAUAGAUCUUUGACAAUUAUAAAGUUUCAGCAAGAAGAUGAAGGCUUUUAUCAUUGUGAAACUCACCAAGAAAAGUUUUAUACAGCCCAGUUGUUCCUGUCAUAUACAGCAUACCGCUUUAUUUCGUUCAACAUCCAGUCAACGUAACUAUACAACGUGGUUCUGUUGCGUCUUUUUAUUGUUUUGCUGAUGGAAGUCCCAAACCUUCAAUAACAUGGUUGAAAGACAGCGAACCCUUGUUAUCAGGACAGAAUUUUGGUAAAAUUCAAGUUUUGGAAGAUGGAACAUUGGAAAUUGGGAAUGUUCAACUACAAGACGAAGGAUUGUACACGUGUGUUGCGAGAAAUAGCAUGAAUGAAUCACGUGAGAGCCAUGCAAGUCUUACUGUAAUGUAUCCACCAAGCAUUUUAAACAUAAGCAGUAACAUUUCAGUGGUAAUAGACGCCCCACUUUCUGUUGAAUGCAAAGUUAAAGGCUAUCCUGAGCCCACGAUCACUUGGAUUGUAAAAAGUGAUAUAGACCGUGGGUUUGUUCAGACAGUUACACAUGAUGGAGUACGUCGAUUGUAUAUUCCUAAAGUAUCAGAUCAUCAUCACGGAAAAGUUGUUUGUGAGGCGAAGAAUAAACUUGGGAUUGCGAAAAAAGAAUUGUUUUUAGACGUUCAAAGACGAAAGUGCAAUGUGAAAACUGAGUUCAGUUGUGACUACAUUGGUAAGAGAACCAUCUGUAUUCCCAACGUUUGGGUUUGUGAUAUGGAUAAUGACUGUUCUGAUGGUUCUGAUGAAUUGAAUUGUGUGGACCUACAGCAAUGUUCAUCAUUGUACGACUUUCCCUGCAGUAAUGGACGUUGUAUUCCUUGGAGUUUGACGUGUGAUGGUGAUAAUGAUUGUGGAGAUAAUACUGAUGAACAUAAAGAUUCAUGUUUUCACAAAUGCAAAACAUCAGUCUUUUUUACUUGCCGCAAUUGGAAAUGUAUUCCAAAGAUAUGGCGUUGUGAUCAACAUGAUGACUGUGGGGAUAGCAGUGACGAAAUGGGAUGUGACAAAAUAAAAAAAUCCUGUGCGACAUCCGAAUUUCAAUGUGUAAAAAGUAAGAAAUGCGUCAAGAAAUCGUGGGUUUGUGAUAAAGAAAAAGAUUGCUCCGAUGGCUCAGAUGAAAAUAACUGUGAAUAUGCCGCUUGUGGAGCUGAUUCAUUAAAGUUUCCUUGUAGUAAUGGUGAAUGUAUUCCGUUGCCAUGGAAAUGUGACGGUGAAUACGAUUGUACUGACAGAUCUGAUGAAAAUGAAUGCAAAGAAAAACCAUCUAUUGAUGGUGAAGUUAUGACGAGUAAAUGUAGUAAAAAUGACCACAAAUGUGAUGGUGUAUGGUGUAUUCAUAGUUCAUGGUUGUGUGAUGGUGAAAGAGAUUGUCGUGAUGGUUCUGAUGAAAGAAAUUGUGGUAAUUCACUUGUAUCUCGUUCACGAUGUCAGCAAGAUGAACACGAAUGCGAUGAAAAAUGUAUCGCAGGGAAUAAGAUAUGUGAUGGUACUACAGAUUGUCUUGAUCUAUCUGAUGAGAAAUUUUGUAAAGAAUAUAUUCUCUACAGUUCUCAGACCAGCAUAAACAAGCUCGAUCUACAGAGCUAUGUUUCAACUGUUCUCAUCAGUGAACUAUCAAAUGCUGUGGCAAUUGAUAUUGAUAUCGAACAGGAUAUGGUAUAUUGGACUGAUAUAAACCAAGACAAAAUACAACGUGCAAAUAUUGGAACACAUAAUCAAUCAUUGGAGAAUGUAAUUCAGUAUAAUUUGGAAAGUCCCGAAGGAAUUGCCGUUGACUGGAUAGGGAAAAAAUUGUACUGGACUGAUAGAAUUCCCGGAAAGAUUGAAGUGUCUGAAUUAAAUGGAAGAAACAGAGCAAUUUUGAUCAGUGAAAAUGUUCAUCGACCAAGGGCUAUUGUUGUUCAUCCUAAAGACAGAACCUUGUUUUGGACUGAGUGGGGGAAAGUCGCUCAAAUCGAGCGAUGUGGAAUGAAUGGUGAUGCAAAGACUCGUGUUGUUUUAGUCAAGGACAACAUUUACUGGCCUAAUGGAAUAGCCUUGGAUUAUCAAACUGAAAGACUAUGGUGGGUGGAUGCUAAAAUAGCAAAAAUUGAAAGCGUGAAUUUGGAUGGAACAAAUAGAAGAACGGAACUGGACGGAAACGAUAGAGAUCUUGGUCAUCCAUUUUCUUUGGAUGUCUUUGGUGAGGGUAUAUUUUGGAGCGAAUGGCGACAAAAUUUCCUUUAUCGUAGCACGAAAAAAGAUUUAGACAAGAUAGCGAUCAUGAAACGUUUAAAAAAUAUGAUUCCUAUGGAUAUAAAAGUUGUUCAUCCACAUCAACAAAUAAAAGAACUCAAUCCAUGUGGUUUAAAUAACGGUCAAUGUAGUCAUUUAUGCUUGCUAUCUCCUAAUAAAGAGCAACAGUUUUCUUGUUUCUGUCCUACUGGUAUGAGACUAUGGAAAGAUAAUAAAACAUGUACCAUAGAAGAUAGCCCACCCUACAUUUUAUUUGCAAAUGGUGAAGGAAUAUUUUAUUCGGACAUUAAUCUACAACAUAUAAGUCCUGUAUUAGCAGGACUUGCUGGAGGUGUUGCUGCAAUUGAUAUUGAUGUAAAGAACCAGUAUCUUUAUUGGUCUAAUGUAGUUAACGACACCAUAGAGCGCGUAUCGUUGAGUCAUAUCGGCGCUGUAGAAACUGUCAUAAAAGAUUAUCUUGAUUUAGUCGACGGAAUUGCUUUUGAUUGGAUGAAUAGGAAAUUAUAUUGGACAGAUGGUGGAAGAAAAGUUAUAGAGGUUGCUGAUCCUGAAGUGAAGAACUCUAGAUUAACAUUGAUAGACGAAAAUCUCAGUAAACCAAGGGCAAUUGUAUUGCAUCCUAAGAGUAGAUACAUGUACUGGAGCGACUGGGGCUCAAAUCCUCAGAUUGAACGAUGUGGCAUGAAUGGAGACUUAAAAACACGAAAGGUUGUUGUCAAAGGUAUGUUUGGAUAUCCCAAUGGAUUGGCCAUCGACUACCGAGAAAAUAAACUUUGGUGGGCGGACGCCAUGUUGGAUAAGAUUGAAACGUCAAAUUUGGAUGGUUCGCUGAGAAGAAUUGUUUUGGUUGAGGAAUCUAUCCAUCCAUUUGGUUUGGUUGUUUAUAACAAUUCUGUUUUAUGGACUGAUUGGGUGGGAAAUAAAAUAUAUAAAGCUGAUAAAUUGCUGGGAAAAAUCUACUUCUCUAAAGAUGUUGGAUCAUACACACCAACUGGAAUUCGAGUUGUUUACAAGAAUAUGCAACCCAAAGAGUCAAAUCCAUGUGGACGAAAAAAGAAAGGUUGCAGUCAUCUCUGUUUGUUGAAUCCACAACUGCCAUAUUACAGUUGUCGUUGUCCUAAUGGCAUGUUUAUGCAUUCAGACAAUAAAACAUGUCACAGUUUUGGAUGAUGUCAUCAUUGACAUAGGUGUAUUGGCAGUUAAACUAUUGGGGGGAUUAUUUAAUAAAGUAGUUUCAACAUACUAAUCCAGACAUUUGCUUUAUUAACCAUGAUUUAACUUUUGUAAUUUGUUCAUUAGACAAAAUUUAUUGAAAGCAUAA
Molecule: messenger RNA, 4752 nt
Organism: Xenia sp. Carnegie-2017
Lineage: Eukaryota; Metazoa; Cnidaria; Anthozoa; Malacalcyonacea; Xeniidae
Product: low-density lipoprotein receptor-related protein 4-like
Exons: 20
Coding region: 1509-4601 (1030 amino acids)
Molecular function (GO): protein binding
Source: RefSeq, a predicted model, not a curated record